AUGAAGCAAGCCGAGCAGUCCGUCGGGUGGCACGUGUUGUGGUGGUUAUUCGGCAUCGGCUGUAUCCCCGUGACUUUUCCAUGGUUAUUAUAUCACCUUUACGACACUGUAAGGCAGAAUCGUCGGAAGGCCAGAUUGGCGGGAAAGGUUGUUUUGAUCACUGGUGCUAGUUCGGGACUCGGAGAAGCCUUGGCGCACAGUUUCUACAAAUGCGGUUGUCGCCUAAUUUUAGCAUCCCGACGAAGAGAAGAACUCGAAAGAGUCAAGGUUGCGCUGAUCAACACGCACCCCACAGUUCCCACUCACCCGCCAGUGGUUCUUCCACUGGAUAUAACAAACCUAAAUGAUGUACCAUUGGAGGUACAGAAGGUGUUGAAAAUUUAUCCUCAAAUAGAUAUAUUGAUAAAUAAUGCAGGGAUUUCAUACAGAGGAGAAGUAAUCAAUACCAAUGUCGACAUUGACAUCAAAGUCAUGCUUUGCAAUUAUUUUGGCCAAAUUGCUUUGACUAAGGCUGUCUUGCCUUGUAUGCUGGAAAGACGAUCUGGACAUGUCGUGUUUGUCAGCAGUGUUCAAGGCCGAAUUGCGAUACCUUACAGAUCGGCGUACGCUGCCUCAAAGCAUGCGUUGCAAGCAUGGUGCGACACAACACGAGCCGAACUGGCCGAGCAAAACAUCAAAAUAACAGUUGUAAGUCCCGGAUACGUAAAGACAUCCCUUUCACUGAACGCAAUAACAGGGAGUGGUGAUACGUAUGGAGUAAUGGACAAAAGUACAGAGGAAGGUUUUACACCGGAAUACGUUGCGGAACAAGUGUUGAAAGCGUUGCUUAGAGAGGCGAGUGAAGUUACAGUUGCUACGUUUGUGCCAAAAGCUGCAAUCCUUCUGCGCUCGGUUCUCCCUUCUGUGUAUUUUUGGCUCAUGAGAAAACGGGCUAAGACGGUGGCAAAAGAUAAGUAGCCAUAAACAAUUGAAUUUUCUACAAUAAUGCAAGAAAUUGGAUCAAAAUUGUGACACACAAUCAUUGAAAAUGCAACGAUGGUUCUGAGAAUCGAAUUAAUAAAAAACUCGAAAGAUAGGCCAAGAGAAAGAAUAGCUUUACAUGGAGGUGAACUGCUUCAAGAAUUCUAUCUGUGUAUAGUAUCCGACGUCGAAUGAUGGAAAACUCGUAACUGCGUUAGUCAUUCAGAUUCGUACAAUUAGUAAAUGAAAUUUUUUAUACACAGUAUUAGGAUAAAAGAAAGAUUCGAAGGAAUGUAAAUAUUAUAUAAAUUAAUAUCGUUUACGUUUUUAUUUUUUGCAAUGAAAAUUCUUUACUGUAACCAUCAAGCGCCUUGAACCACAUUCAUGCAAUUUAUCUAAUACACUUCCGUAUUUUUUGUCAGUUGGCAAUCAAAACACAACGUGUACUAUUUAAAACUAUAUUUUAUUAUUAUAAUUAUUAUGACACAGGCCCCAAAUUAAUAGGGCAUGUUUACAUUUUAUGUACACGUUAAGACUAUGGACCCGCGAAUUUUUUCUUGCUUUCUUAUUUUUUAAAUUAUUUUCACUAAUUAUCGGGCUAAAACAGUUUACAUUUCUAUAAAAAUUGGCGCACCAUUCGCGACCA
Molecule: messenger RNA, 1606 nt
Organism: Neodiprion virginianus
Lineage: Eukaryota; Metazoa; Arthropoda; Insecta; Hymenoptera; Diprionidae
Product: dehydrogenase/reductase SDR family protein 7-like
Exons: 6
Coding region: 1-957 (318 amino acids)
Cellular component (GO): membrane
Molecular function (GO): oxidoreductase activity
Source: RefSeq, a predicted model, not a curated record